AAGGAGAAGACUCGAGUCCGUUCAUGCUCACAACUCGGCCAGCGUGAGUGUCAGAAGGAAACCAAAGUCUGUCAGAAUGCACGCUGCUAGUUUCAGAGAUUGCAAAGCCUGGCAAUCCGACGGUCUGCCACUGUCCACCAGCAGUAACGAGGCCUGUAAACUAUAUGACGCUAUACUGUCUCAGUAUGUGACCUGGCGUAAUGAUGAGACUCUGGGGGGAAUAGAAGGCUGUAUUACAUCCAUCAAAGCUGCAGACCCGGACUUUGUGAUGGGUCACGUCAUCUCCACUGGACUGGAGCUGGUGGGCACUGGAAGCUCUGUCCUUCGGGAUGAGAGAUUGGCCAGCGCAGUGAGGAGGACCGUGGAGCUGGCGGACACUCAGCAGCUCACAUCCAGAGAGAAGAACCAUGUGAAAGCCGUCCAGCUCUUCUCUAAAGGAGCCCUGCACAAGGCCUGUGAGGUUUGGGAAUGUAUUCUGGCCGAUCACCCCACAGACCUGCUGGCACUGAAGUUUGCCCAUGAUGGAUUUUUCUACCUGGGUGAACAGACUCAGAUGAGGGACUCGGUGGCGCGGGUGAUGCCCCACUGGAAACCACAUAUGCCCCUAUACAGUUAUAUUAAAGGGAUGUAUUCCUUUGGGCUUCUCGAGACUCGUCUCUAUGAUGAAGCUGAAAAAAUGGCAAAAGAGGCUCUGUCUCUGACCCCGGAGGAUGGCUGGAGUGUCCACGCUGUGGCUCAUGUCCAUGAGAUGAAGGCAGAGGUGGACAAGGGCCUGAACUUCAUGGCCUCUACAGAGAAAAACUGGAUGGUGUGCGACAUGUUGGCAUGUCAUAAUUACUGGCACUGGGCUCUGUAUCACAUUGAGAAGGGGAAUUAUGAAGCAGCUUUAAAGAUUUUUGAUGAGCAGGUUUCCCAGCGCUGUGUGAAAUCUGGAGCCAUGCUGGACAUUGUGGACUCUUGUUCGCUGCUCUACAGACUGGAGCUGGAGGGUGUGAGCGUGGGUGAGCGAUACCGGGAGCUGCUCCAGGUCACCCAGCCCCAUUCAGAGGACCACACAUUGCUCUUUAACGACCUGCACUUCCUCAUGGUUUCACUGGGCAGCAAAGACACGGGCACCACUCAGCGUCUGCUGGAAAGCCUGCAGGAACUGGCUAAAGAUCCAGCAGAGAACCGUCAGCUGCAGAUAGCGGAGCGCGUGGGUCUGCCCAUGUGUCAGGCUCUGCUGGAGUUUGAGCAGAGGAACUACAGGCAGGCCGUGGAGCUGCUGAAGCCCAUCAAACAGAGCUUUGUGGAGAUCGGAGGCAGUGACGCGCAGAGAGACGUUUUCAGUCAGCUCCUCAUUCACGCCGCCAUGAAGUCAGGAGACAAAGAACACCAACAAUUGGCCAGAUGCAUGCUGAUGGAGAGAGACGCAGUGCGGCCAAACUCCCCGCUCACAGACCGCCUGAUCCAGCGAGCCCACUCCUUACACGCUUAAAUCCAGACCCUAUUCCCUGUGCGCUAAACAGUCUGUUCUCUGCUGCUUUAAUUAUAGGCUAACACAUUUAACCACAGACAUCAGAUCAGAGAGCACAGCACAGCCCAUGAGUUAGCAUUGAACAACACAAUAAUAAAAUAUCUUUAAGUUAGCAGUUUUCCAUAG
Molecule: messenger RNA, 1642 nt
Organism: Danio rerio (zebrafish)
Lineage: Eukaryota; Metazoa; Chordata; Actinopteri; Cypriniformes; Danionidae
Source: RefSeq, a predicted model, not a curated record